Molecule: messenger RNA, 1554 nt
Organism: Trifolium pratense (red clover)
Lineage: Eukaryota; Viridiplantae; Streptophyta; Magnoliopsida; Fabales; Fabaceae
Product: WAT1-related protein At5g07050-like
Exons: 7
Coding region: 96-1277 (393 amino acids)
Cellular component (GO): plasma membrane
Molecular function (GO): transmembrane transporter activity
Source: RefSeq, a predicted model, not a curated record
ACUUAGGAGACAAAACACAAACAUCUUCAAGUGUUCUUCUCUUCCUCUGUAUACAACUCUGUUCCUAUAGUUUUUUAGUACAAUAAGAAAAAAAAAUGGAAGGAGAUAAGUGUUGUUCAAGUUUUUUUCAAAGAUGCAAACCUUACAUAGCUAUGAUUUCUCUACAAUUUGGUUUUGCUGGUAUGAACAUAAUCACAAAGGUUUCACUAAACCGUGGAAUGAGUCACUAUGUUCUUGUUGUUUAUAGACAUGCUUUUGCUACUGCUGCUAUUGCUCCUUUUGCUAUAGUUCUUGAGAGGAAGAUAAGGCCAAGGAUUACAUUUCUUAUGUUCAUGCAAAUGUUUGUGUUGGGACUCCUCGGGCCUGUGAUUGAUCAGAAUCUUUACUAUGCUGGGUUGAAAUUCACUUCUCCAACCUACUCAUGUGCUAUUAGCAAUGUUCUCCCUGCAAUGACAUUUGUAAUGGCAGUUAUUUUCAGGAUGGAGAAAUUGGACAUUAAAAAACUAAGAUGCCAAGUAAAGGUGAUUGGAACUAUAAUUACAGUUGCUGGGGCCAUGGUGAUGACAUUAUACAAAGGACAAGUUAUUAAUAUUUUGGGUUCUCAAUACAUGCAUCAUCCUAGAAAUUAUGUACCUGAAAACACUACUGAUUCUGGUGAAAAAGAUUGGUUUAAGGGUUCUGUUUUGCUCAUAAUUGCUACAUUUGCUUGGGCUUCUUUCUUCAUUCUUCAGGCUGUGACAUUAAGGCAAUAUUCAGCUCAACUCUCACUUACAGCCAUAGUGUGUUUCUUGGGCACACUUCAAUCAAUUGCUGUGACCUAUGUUAUGGAGCAUAACCCAAAUGUUUGGACCAUUGGUUGGGACAUGAACCUAUUAGCUGCAGCCUAUGCUGGUAUAAUAUCAUCAGGUCUUACAUACUAUGUUCAAGGGAUAGUGAUGCAAAAGAAAGGGCCGGUUUUUGUCACUGCUUUUAGUCCUUUGAUGAUGAUCAUUGUGGCAAUAAUGGGCACUUUCAUCCUUGCAGAAAAAUUAUAUCUUGGAGGUAUUAUUGGAGCAAUUUUGAUUGUAAUAGGACUAUACUCAGUUCUAUGGGGCAAAAACAAAGAAAACAAAGAGAUAGAAGAAGAGACAAUAACUGAGGAAAUUAAGUGUUGUAGAGAAAAUGGAGUGAUGGAAACAGUGAUUGAAGGUGUUGAAACAAAUGACAUUGAGAUGCAAAAUGAUGAAGCUAAUAGUAAAGUAUUAAGGGUAGCAAUUAUUAAUGUUCCAAAAGUAUAAAAAUGUAGAUAUUAUUAGGAAUAACAACAAAAAAAUGUGCAAUGAAAAAAAGGGUCACUUAGAGUUGAGAAAUUGAGAAGGGUUUUGUUUUGUGUACCUUCUUUAAUUAUCCUCAUCAUCAUCACUACCUUUCUUUGGAAAACUUUGUUAAAGCAUUUUUGGUGGUUGAUUAGGACCAUUAAGUGUGGGCCAGGUUGUCCAAUGUCCAUAAUGUAACUUAAUUAAAUUUUGCAUACUUUUGUUCAAAAGGAAAUUAUAUUGUGGAGCUCUCUUAUAA